CGUUUCGGUUCUAGUGGCGGAAAUCGGGAUUACAAACACAAAAUUUAAUGGCGAACCCUUUGUAUAAAAUUUUUACGUGGAUGAUUUAAUGUUGUGAUAAUUUUUUUUUGCGGAAAAUAUUAUUUUCAAACUGUCACCAAUGGAUAAAGGGAGAAUACCCCGCACUGCACGGGUUAGAGACAGAGAGGAGAAAUAUCAGUAUGAUUUGAAUAAGUGUUACAUGUACUACUUUGACUUGAACAACAAUUCGGCAAAUUACACACCACCGGAAACCACUGCGCCACCAGAAGUAAAAACGCCAAUUUCUCCUCACAUUACUGGCUCAGAUAUCUUGAGUAAAUAUUUGAUCUAUAUAAUAGCGGCCGUUGUGGCAUUCGUGAUAAUAGCCUUAUUUGUGAUCUGCUGCUGUAUCCGACAAUGUUCAGCUGCAAAGAAAGAAAGAAGAAAAAGGAAAGAAAUUGAGGGUGAAUACAAGAUAGUUGCAAGUACUUUAACAAAUAUAACGGAUUCUGAGGACGGGUGCACUUAUGAGACAUUAAGCAUGAGAGAUCCAACGUAUAAUGGAGGCGUACAACUACCAACACGUAAGCAUCAGAAAGGGAAAAUAAAAGGGGUCUCCAAUCCUUUCUCGGUCAUGAAGCGCCUCCUGAGUGAGGACGGAGAGAGCACCGGAAGUACAGAAACCACCAUUACCUAUACAUCGGACACCAAGCGGUCACAACCACUUCCGGCCAUACCGGAAGCUUUCAAUAACAGAGAUAAUGUGAAGGCUAUAGAUGAAUAUACCGAGAUCGGAUCGGACAGCAUUAGGCGCAAGGAUGAAUAUAAUCACCUGAAUUCACCGACAAAGAAUGAUGGGUUUUAUGAUGGUAAUCCGUACGACACGUUAAGUGAGAAUCACACUCUGAGCUCUGGACUCAAAGAAAAGAAAACGGACGAUUAUUUUGUUCUGGAGAAGGACAAAUUAGGCAAGGAAAAAGGAAAAGAAAGUCCCCAAAGACAAAGUGGUGGGUACUUCUUGUUGGAAAAAGUAAACAGAGUCGAUUCAGAAAAGGGGUUGUGUAAAAGUAGUUCUCAAGGAGUUAUAAUUCCAUCGGAAUCUGUACGUGCGCUAGAAAACUGCUUGUCUGCUAAAUAUAGUGAUCAAAAUAUUGCUAAACAACAAAUAACCAGUAACCAAGAACUUGUUAAUGGUAAUUCAAAUUUAGAUUCAAACAUAAAUAAACAGGGAAGUCAAAAUCAGAACAGAGUAAGCAAUGCUUAUUUUACUCUUGCAAAAGGAAAUGAAUCGAACACAGCGGAACCACCUCCCCUUCAAAAUGAAUAUCUAGACCUUGAACAACCAUCUGGCAUUUCUAAUCGAACAUCAUAUUUAGAACCGUCUGAAGUCCAAAGACACAGCUAUGUGGAUGUAGUGGCCGACUUCUCUCAAAGGAAAAAUAAAAAGGAAGGUACAAUACCAGCCUACGCAGUGGUGAAAAAGUGAGCCUUUGUCAAAAGUCCAUGUACUUGUAUAUGAAAACCACUGCUGUUUUCUGAUACAUGUAAUACACGAGUUAAGAUUAUCAGAGGAAAACGGCCCUUGAUGAAAGCGAUCCACGAUAGAGGAAACAAAGACCUAUUUUGUGUCGACAGUGUGUUGUAUACUUUGACUUUUAAGAGAGCAGCUUUUUAUUCGUGUAAUUAUGCACAAAAUUCUUUGUUUAGUGAGAGGUAUGCCAAGCAUUUUAUUCCUUCACUGCAAGAUACCAAAAUUAAUAUAAGUUUGUGGUUUAAUUUACAUUCUUUCAAAGAGGGAGGAAGAUUUUGAUGCAGUGCUAUUUAGUAUUUUUAGAAUAACUACUAAACUUAGAAAUACUAUUUUGUGUGUGUAUAAAGUGAGUUCAUAAGGCAUGCAUAUUCCAAAUUCAUAAAUAAAAUGAGUUUAAAGUUCGUA
This is a messenger RNA of Saccostrea cuccullata (small rock oyster), 1936 nucleotides long. RefSeq lists its product as uncharacterized. The record is from RefSeq and is a predicted model, not a curated record. Bases 140 to 1486 code for a protein of 448 amino acids. NCBI's taxonomy places the organism in Eukaryota, Metazoa, Mollusca, Bivalvia, Ostreida, Ostreidae. The transcript has 5 exons.